GUUGAACUGCGCACGCUUCGUUUCCAAAAGACUACCUACUACAACUAUCGAUCUAAAAAGGUUCGUGUUUUAACUCAGCAGGUCGUCGUUAAAACCGUAAAUAACGUCAAAAGUCGUAAAACGUCAGGUUUUAAAAAAGAAAAAACUAUAAAACCAAAUUUUACUUUGAAAAUGACCCAUUUUAAAAGAAAAGCUACAUAACAAUUAUGAGGUUCCGCAAGUUGAAAUUACCAGUGAAAGGAAGAAAGUUGAAGAGUUAAGAUCUAGACAAAAAAAUUAUAGUGUUGUAGUCUUCCUUCUUCGUUUAAAAGGAGUUUGAGGACGAUUGAUUUCGUUUUUGAGAUUUGAAAUAAAUUAAAGCCAAAAAAAAUAGAAAAACAUGGGGGAAAGCACUUAUCCUUUAAACAUCGAUAUCAAUAAACCCAGAUAUGACCAAGACAAUUAUUCCGGUCGAGCUAAACAUUUUUUGGCAACCACCAAUCCCUUGAACAUUUUCGCAAGCAACAAAAGUUUAGAAAGGGCCCGAAGCAUCGUUAAUGCAUACAAAUGUAAAAAUCCACUUCCUGAAGGUAUGACGACUGACGAUCUUUGGCGCGCUAAAACAUUAUACGAUUCGGCAUUUCAUCCUGAUACUGGCGAAAAAAUGCCUUUAAUCGGCCGAAUGUCCGCACAGGUACCCAUGAACAUGUUAAUAACCGGGGGGAUGAUGUGUUUUUAUAGGAGCACCCCUGCCGUAAUUUUUUGGCAAUGGCUAAAUCAGAGUUUUAACGCCGUUGUUAAUUACACGAAUCGUGGUGGUAAUGCGAAAAUUAGCGAUAAGCAAUUAAUUUAUUCGUAUGCUUUGGCAACAACUGGUGCAGUAACCACUGCUUUAUCACUUAAUAGAAUAUUUAAGAAAGCGCCUUCCCUCGUUCUUAGAUUCGUUCCUUUCGUUGCUGUUGCCGCCGCUAAUUGUGUUAAUAUUCCCUUAAUGAGAGCACAAGAACUUAAAGAUGGAACUCCAGUUUUUGAUCAAAAUAACAAUCAACUUGGUUAUUCAAAGAAUGCUGCCCAGGAAGGUAUUUGCCAAGUAAUUUUUUCAAGAGUUAUGAUGGCUGCUCCCGGAAUGGCUUUAACACCAUUUAUAAUGAACCAUUUGGAACGUAGAGGAACGCUUUGUCGUUAUCCAUGGUUAAAUCUGCCGAUGCAAAUAGCACUUUUAGGAUUAUUUUUAACAUUUGCAACACCGUUAUGUUGCGCUUUGUUCAAACAGAAAGCGGAAAUACCCGUGAAUCGAUUGGAGGAGCCGCUCAGGUGUAAGGUGAAGAAAAUGUUGGGAGUCGACUGUCCAAAAUAUGUUUAUUACAAUAAAGGGUUAUAGGUAAAAAGUUUCGAAAUGUAUCGUAAUAAAAGGAUAAAUGUUAGAUGAAUCGUGGUCGUAGCAUACAAAAUGUAAUUGUGACAAUAAGUGAUUAAUAAUAAAGAGAAUGAAAUCAUGGAAA
Molecule: messenger RNA, 1481 nt
Organism: Onthophagus taurus
Lineage: Eukaryota; Metazoa; Arthropoda; Insecta; Coleoptera; Scarabaeidae
Product: sideroflexin-1
Biological process (GO): monoatomic ion transport; serine import into mitochondrion
Cellular component (GO): mitochondrial inner membrane
Molecular function (GO): monoatomic ion transmembrane transporter activity
Source: RefSeq, a predicted model, not a curated record